UUCAUCUGUCUUUGAUCAGAGCGUUCAACUGACGUAGUACCGGAGAACAAGGAGCAAAAGAAGCAGGAACGAGACGGAGAGAAAAAGUCGUAAUGUAGCAGCAAGUGCCGUAAAACACCGGAGGAGACGACAUGUCCAAACUUCUGCAGCGUGUGAGCGACGGAGCUCGAAACUUCCGACAGGAAUUUCCACUCCGGCAGAAACAAGCUGAUGAGAACAGGCAGACGGAGAACCAGGCAGCGAUCCGGAUCCAGAGCUGGUUCCGAGCCUGUAAGGUGCAGGCCUACCUGAGACAUCUGCACCAGAACGCCAUCAUCAUCCAGAGGCUGUGGCGCGGCUUCACAGCCAGGGCACGUUUCAGACAAAUGGUGAAGGCGGCAUAUUUUAUCAUGAAGAUGAAUUUCUACGAGGCGAUGGCCAUCAGGAUCCAGCAGAGGUGGAGAGGUUUCUAUGUAAGGAAAUAUGUCCACAACUUCUACGCACGCCAGAGACACCUGCAGGUGGUUUCCAGGAAAAACAAACUCAUCAGGGCGGAGCUGAGUGAACUUGAAGAACUCCAGAGAAGACAGAGAGACUGCCUGGAGGUCAUAAAACAGCAGACGGCCAACGCCCACCGAGCCCACCGCCUGCACCACCUCCUCAGCACCAAGCAUCGUCCAGGGGUCUUCAACUCUCCUUUCAGGCAAGCCCCCCAUGAGACGGAGCUGCUGCUUAGGCAGGUCAAGUACCAGCCCCCCACCAGAGGAAGGACUGGUCUCGUGGCCAUUCCUGACCCAACAACACCGGUGUCCCCUGAGAGUCCCCGGUCCUCCUCCCCCUGGCCCACACUGCCCCCCAUUGUUAGCAGGAAGCAGCAGGUGGUGUUCAGACAACCUGGUGAAGUGUGGCAGCAGUGUGUGGACUGUCCUCACCUGACGUGUCUGCCGUCUUCGUACUCACACCUGGAGGAGGCCACCCGGCAGCUGCAGCUCCAUAGAUCUGUCAACCUCCACGGUGACAAACUGUUGGAACGAAACACAGUCAGACAGUGAACACCUCCUCUAACAGUCAACCAAGCCUACACCCCUGUGACCAUCAACACAACAGCGCCACAGUCUGGUGACUGGUGCUAACCACUGUCACCUGUUUUAUAUACUUUAAUAAAUGUGUUUUGGUUAUUUUUU
This is a messenger RNA of Cynoglossus semilaevis (tongue sole), 1163 nucleotides long. RefSeq names its product spermatogenesis associated 17 (gene spata17). The transcript has 8 exons. Bases 132 to 1031 code for a protein of 299 amino acids. Lineage: Eukaryota; Metazoa; Chordata; Actinopteri; Pleuronectiformes; Cynoglossidae. Gene Ontology annotation, cellular component: spindle pole. The record is from RefSeq and is a predicted model, not a curated record. Gene Ontology annotation, biological process: mitotic cell cycle; spindle organization; establishment of meiotic spindle localization. Gene Ontology annotation, molecular function: calmodulin binding.